UCACAAUUGCAUAAUAUUGCGCAUUUGUCCUCAGAACUCAUCACCUUUUGUAACCGCUCUCAGAAGUAGCAGCCUGGCAUGGUUGACAUCAGCACUACUCCGGGCAGUCAAUCUGGGGAGGACGUCAACCUCGCACAGAAAUCUGGAGAUGUGGCCGAACAUAAAGAUGCAUCUCUACCAGAAAAGGCCGAUGGCUAUUCCCUUGACGAGGAAGCUGCGCGAAUCGCUGAUGAAGAUUUGAAUCGAAAGAAGAAGCAGACAUAUAAAGGACGAAUGCUCAUAUGGCUUGCACUCCAAUCAACUGGAGUUAUAUACGGCGAUAUUGGAACUAGUCCUCUGUAUGUUUACUCGUCUACCUUCUCGACUCAACCAGCCUACGAUGACCUUGUUGGAGCCCUGUCUAUCAUCAUCUGGACAUUGACUCUUAUGGUUACAAUAAAGUAUAUGUUUAUAGUUUUGUCAGCCGAUGAUGACGGAGAGGGAGGGACCUUUGCGCUAUACAGUCUCUUAGCACGCUACGCCCACAUCGCCCAGCGAGACCCAAACACUCAAGGUUCUCUGAAACUGGAACGUUAUAAUACAGGGGAUAUGAAGGUUGCAAAUAAGGGCAUUCGGACUAUGAUUGAGAACUCCCAGGUCGCCAGGGUUUUCCUUAAGAUUCUUGGGGUCUUGGGAGUUGCUAUGGUCAUGUCCGAUGGUGUCCUCACUCCCGCUCAGUCUAUCCUGGGAGCCAUUCAAGGCCUCAGGGUCGCACAACCAAACAUUUCAUCUGCUACUAUCGUUGGGGUAUCAUGUGCUAUCAUCGUCGUACUUUUUUCUGUGCAACCGUUUGGAACCUCUAAAAUUGCAUCCUCAUUUGCACCAAUCGUCAUGAUAUGGUUGCUCUUUAAUGCUUGCUGCGGUAUAUACAACCUAGCGAAGUUCGACCACUCAGUUCUCAAAGCCUUCAGCCCAUUCUUUGCCGGUUCAUUCUUGGUUCGUAAUGGGACAGAUGGAUGGCGGACGCUGAGCGGCUUAUUACUUGCCUUUACUGGAGUUGAAGCCCUCUUCGCCGAUCUAGGCGCCUUUACCAAACGGGCGAUCCAGCUUUCCUGGCUGUGCCUUGCAUUUCCAUGUCUGCUGUUGGCCUAUAUCGGUCAAGCGGCAUACAUCGCGCAGGAUGCUACGGAAACGGCAUUCACCAACCCAUUCUUCUAUACAGUCAUUCCAGGAACCUUCUACUUCAGUCUCGUGAUAGCAGUUAUGGCUACAAUCGUCGCCUCGCAGGCGAUGAUUACAGGCGCCUUCCAGCUCCUCUCCCAGAUUAUGAAGAUGUCAUACUUCCCUCAUAUCAAGACUGUGCAUACAUCCAAGCUAUUCCAUGGUCAAAUUUAUAUGCCAUUGGCGAACUGGUUACUAAUGAUUGGCUGUGUCAUUGUCACUGCUGCGUACAGUAAUACCACAAGAAUUGGAAACGCCUAUGGUGUAUGCGUUAUCUUUGUGACGUUUAUCACAACCUGUCUGGUCUCCCUCGUUGCAAUACUUGUGUGGCGCUUCAACAUCCUCAUUGUCAUUGCCUUCUUCCUCGUCUUCGGCGCCCUAGAUGGCGCGUAUCUCUCGGCAGCACUCAUGAAAGUCCCUAACGGGGCCUGGUUUACCAUCAUGCUUGCAUCUAUUCUUUCAUUCGUAUUCGUCCUAUGGCGUUUUGGGAAAGAGCAGCAAUGGAGUGCAGAAAGGGAAGAUCGUUUCCAGCCUUCGCAUCUGCUAUCUUCGACUGACAACGGCGAUGUCAAACUCACCGCAGCUUACGGUGGUAGUAUUGUCUCGAAAACCCCAGGUAUAGGCAUCUUCUUCGAUAAAACUGGCGAUAUGGUCCCCAUCGUAUUCGCACAAUUUGUGAGAAAAUUCAGUGCCCGGCCAGAGAUAAUUAUCUUCUUUCAUAUGCGCCCUCUAUCCAUGCCCUCAAUCCCGGAAUCCGAAAGGUUCGUCAUCCAGCGUACUUUGAUUCCGGGCUGCUAUCGCAUCACUGUACGACAUGGCUAUAUGGAUUCAAUCGUCUCUCCUGAUCUUGGGCAGCUUCUUGUCGGGCAACUAACUUCAUUCAUAACCCGCGGCAACUCGUCGAAUACAUCACUUACAGAGUAUCCUCCGGCUGUUCAGAGGGAACUCGAUGCUCUAAGUAGCGCUUCACAGUCACAACUGGUGUAUGUGAUGGGCAAGGAAGAGAUGAAGAUUAAACAUGGGACAAAUAUUUUCAGAAGGGUGCUUUUGGCGAUGUUCUUGUGGUUGAGGGAGAAUAGUAGGACAAAGAUGGCGGAUGUAAAUAUCCCGACUGAUAGCUUAGUUGAAAUGGGCUUUGUGAAGGAAAUUUAGAUGCCGUGGGGUUUUCGUGUAGGUAUAUACCAGCGGAGAUCGUACGUUAGGUUUGAAUUCAAUCUGUCCUGAG
Messenger RNA from Pseudogymnoascus verrucosus, 2425 nucleotides. RefSeq lists its product as uncharacterized. Gene Ontology annotation, cellular component: membrane. Gene Ontology annotation, biological process: potassium ion transmembrane transport. The coding region runs from base 79 to 2352 and encodes 757 amino acids. NCBI's taxonomy places the organism in Eukaryota, Fungi, Ascomycota, Leotiomycetes, Thelebolales, Thelebolaceae. Gene Ontology annotation, molecular function: potassium ion transmembrane transporter activity. The transcript has 6 exons. The record is from RefSeq and is a predicted model, not a curated record.